CGUGUGAGCCAAAAUUGCGAAGCUCAAUCCAUAGAUAACGUUGUUUCCGAGUCGUGUACAUGUCCUUAAACCCCGGACUCCCAUUUUCUUCUUUUUCGACCUUUUGCAGCGUCUUUUGGCCCGAACUCUGAGAAAUUAACCUGGAUUUCUGAAGGUUAUUCCAGAAAUGCAAGUAUUAGCUUGCAAUUCUCCUCUGCAAUGUCAGCGUUUUGAUACUCCAAGACGUCUCGGUCGGAGAGAGAUAUUCUUUGAGGGAGUUUCGUCAUUGUAUUCUCGCUCAGAGAUACAAUCUGGUUCCAUCAACAAUGCUUCUUCUCAAUCCGUCUCUAUUCAGAGGUUAGAAGCUAAGAAGGAACAGAAAUUUUCUCCUGCCUUGAGGCCGGAUGAAGAUGAAGAUAUUUCCAAGGAAUUGGGUGUAGCAAUAUGCAGAAUCAUCCCUUUCACAACGCGUAGGAUGUUGCUUUCGAGCCCAUUCAUUUACUUGUUUUGUCAUCCUUCAAGGUACUUCUCAGCCUAUGCUUUAGGGGAUCCAUCUGUGACAAUUGAAGAAGUAACUCCGCCUGUUUCCCCAUCUGGGCCUCUUUUCCCAUCUGAGGAAAAAAUUGUCAGACUCUUUGAGAAGAAUACUUACUCUGUUGUCAACAUCUUUGAUGUAACAUUACGGCCUCAACUUAAUGUAACAGGUGUUGUUGAGGUUCCUGAAGGGAAUGGUUCUGGAGUGGUCUGGGAUAGGCAGGGGCACAUUGUGACUAAUUAUCACGUGGUUGGUAAUGCUCUUUCGAGGAAUCCGAAGGCUGGGCAAGUUGUUUCUCGGGUUAACAUUCUUGCAUCUGAAGGGGUGCAAAAGAAUUUUGAGGGUAAGUUGAUCGGUGCAGACCGAGCUAAGGAUCUUGCUGUUUUGAAGAUAGAAGCCUCUGAAGAUCUAUUGAGGCCAAUUGAGGUGGGACAAUCAAAUUCUCUAAAAGUUGGCCAGAAUUGUUUAGCCAUUGGAAAUCCAUUUGGUUUUGAUCACACCCUUACUGUUGGGGUUAUUAGUGGAUUGAAUCGAGAAAUUUUUAGUCAAGCUGGAGUAACAAUUGAUGGGGGUAUUCAGACAGAUGCAGCCAUAAAUCCUGGAAACAGUGGAGGCCCCCUACUGGACUCAAAAGGGAACUUGAUUGGGAUUAACACAGCUAUAUUUACUCAAACAGGUACAUCAGCAGGUGUUGGUUUUGCCAUUCCAUCUUCAACGGUACUUAGAAUAGUUCCUCAGUUGAUACAGUUUGGCAAAGUCAUUCGGGCUGGUUUGAAUGUGGAUAUAGCUCCAGAUUUGGUUGCAAAUCAACUAAAUGUUAGAAGCGGAGCUCUUGUUCUACAGGUUCCUGGAAGUAGUCUUGCAGCGAAGGCUGGUUUACUUCCCACCACAAGAGGUUUUGCUGGUAAUAUAGUACUUGGGGAUAUCAUUGUUGCGGUCGACAAUAAACCUGUGAAAAGUAAAGCUGAAUUAUCGAAGGUUUUGGACAACUACAAUGUGGGGGAGAAGGUCCUGCUUAAGAUUCAGAGGGGCACAGAAAAUUUGGGACUGCCAAUAACUUUGGAGGAGGAAAAAGGAUCCUAACCACAGAAGGACACAGGAGGAAAAAGGCUACUGAUCUAAAGUGGAUUUGUAGCAUCUCAUUCUGCUUCAAAACCGAAGAAUCUCUGCUUUUAAAAAAUUUAAAGGGUCAGAAUACCCUUCAGGGGUUUGGAGAUGAUUCAAUAUAAGAUUUCUUGCUGUUCGGUUCAUGAUUGUCUCCAGUUAUGUUAUUUUUCUAGAAAGAUUUCUUAGCAACUUUAAAUUUUGGUUUAAAUUUUUUUCCUGCUAAUCCAAUUUUGCGAAGUUGUCUUGGA
Messenger RNA from Macadamia integrifolia, 1869 nucleotides. RefSeq names its product protease Do-like 8, chloroplastic. Gene Ontology annotation, biological process: proteolysis. NCBI's taxonomy places the organism in Eukaryota, Viridiplantae, Streptophyta, Magnoliopsida, Proteales, Proteaceae. The record is from RefSeq and is a predicted model, not a curated record. Gene Ontology annotation, molecular function: protein binding; serine-type endopeptidase activity. Bases 167 to 1597 code for a protein of 476 amino acids. The transcript has 13 exons.